CGCUCGACGGCACCGUUCGCAAAAUGCAAAGACUAGGAAAUAGUAAGUUCUUCAAAGAAUGCACAGCUUUGAAUAAGUAUGAUGUAUACUCGUCACAGCUGCGUAAGCUGUGAGUUGCACCGUUUCUGCACGUUUCUUUCAGCCACCACCUGAACAAUCGCAUUGGGCACCUUUACACCUUUUAUCACACUGAGAAGAAUGGCGAUCAAAGUGCACAGAGGUGCCUGCUCCUGCCGCGUCCAGGCGAUUUCGGCUGUUCUGCAGGUCUUGGUCUUCUUUGCAUGUCAUCGUCUUGGAUGUGCUUUAGGCUUUACCGUCGGAUCCAGGAGCCGUUCGCCAACUUCUUCGGAUAUUGUCUGGGCGGCCCCCCCGUCCUCUAGCCAAAGUGGUGGAACGGAGGAACUGACUCAACAUCGCACGAGCGACAUCCGGCGCAGGAACACUUUCGACAGUGCCCAUCGUCAGUCUCAGUCGUUUUCGGCCCGCUUUCACGAAGUUCGCGAUCAGCGGAAACGCGAACAGAGCGCGACGGAAAAGCGCAGGACGGCGAACAGACACCUGGAAGAAAAUCUGGAGUCGCUGAUCAGUUUUCUGACGCUUGACCAAAGGCAGGACGGCAGCGGCGGGAACCAGCCUGCCGCUGACAGUAGCAGUGGAGGAAGCGGACAGUUUAUUGCAGACGGAGUCGAAUCCGGAGUUGCCUCGCAACUGCAUGCAUCUGCGUCAGGAGACCCAUCUUCAUCGUCAUCGAUGCCACCAUCCUCGAGCACUGGUGUCGUCGUUUAUGUACCCCCGUCAUCUAAAGUUCCGCCUGACACGCGCUGCCGCCCUGGCGAGAUCGCGACGACUCCAGAGGAGAUUGAACUAAUGGUUGAUGAUCGACAUCCGGAGCAACAGCAACAGCAACAGCUUGCUCAAUUACAGCAAUCGGAGGCACCGGCACGAGCCUCACAUGGUGCGGCCACUUCUGCCACAGGAUCAUUAUCGCCAAGUACCACGCCAGCACAAAGAAGCACCAGACUUAGCUCCAAGGAAGCCGUUUUGCCGUGCUUGAGAUCCCGCCUAGGGUCGCAUGGCAGUGCAUCCGUGACUAGCGGCUCUCGAUCUCCCUGUACGACGCCGGGAAACAGUUCCUCCUGCAACAGGAACCAGGUCAGGGUUGGGCCCCCUCCCGGCACGCCUGCUAGGAGAAUGACGGUUGCCGGCGUUGUGUCGGAGAGCGGCACUGGCCCCAUCUCAAACGCACAGCAAGCAGAACAGGCGGGUGCAGCUCCGGAUUACACAGCCGAUAAUUACACUGCUCAUGGUCAAAGUCAGUCACUGGCCGCGCUAUGGGCGGCGAGCAAAGCAGCUGCCGCAGGCGCAGGGCGACGGAAAACGCUGGGGAGUGCUGUUGGAGAGCCUACAGCUUCAGCAUUCAGCCGUAAAACUGGAACAGGUGCGCAGUCUAUGAUUUCUCGCUCAACAAGCCUGGGUGGUACGUCGCAAAGUAGCAACAGCCGCUCACCGAGUGCGUUCUUUGCCUAUCCGAGCACCCCGCAACAGCGGAGUAGACGGAUAGAAUCUGCUGGUUCUGAAAUAAACUCGUUUCAGCCGAGUGCAACGACAGCACCGCAAUCCAAUAGAAAUGCGGGGUCUACAGCUACAGUGCCGGCAUCCUUGAACGGGAAGUUUUACGGGCAGCCAGUGGAUAGCCGCACUGGAAUGUUGUCGCAGGAGCUGAACGAAGACGAGCAGAUCGUCGCUGAAAACUACUUGCCAGCGCAUUUGCGUCGCGAGAGCGUUACUUUUUUUGGCGACCAGAAUGAACCAACACAAAGAUUCGCGGCUAGAAGCGAUGAUUCUAGUCGACCGGUGCUUCGUGCAACUGCAUCGAACACUCCUGCCGUGACGGAGGACGAAGUUGGCCGCGAUCUGCGUGAUGCUGAUGUUGAGCAAAAAAAUGAAAAUACUCCACUUUCGCCGGGAACGCGAACUAGCGGUAUUCACGUCAACCCGGCGGAGCAGGAGCUGCACAUGUCCGCUGUGAGUGGGCCACGACCGCACCAGUUAUUGUUCUCGUCUCAGAAUAACGAUGAAACUCACGGAGGCAGCACUACAACGGUUUUGGCGGCCGCUCGGGGCGAGACAAAAAGCAAGGCUAUUGCUGGAACAACAAGGCGGGCAUCGCGAAAAUCCUCGCGACCCAUGGUCGCGCGAAGGUCGUCCGCCGUGUUGACUAGUACAAGCACAGCAUCUACUUCUACCCCGAUGUCACCCCACGUGGCAUCAUCUUCUUCUGUUCCCGACGAGUCGACACGGGCAGCAUCGGCGGCAACUGGCGGAACAAAUCCAAAUCAUGAUGCUUCGUCGACAGGGGCGAGAGUAGCUAAUGCCCGUCCUUCGCUAGAAACAGACUCGGACAAGAAAGCAAGGGACGAAGCCCGGAAGCAGCGUAUCGCGGAGAUCAUGCGCGGCCGCCGGCUGGAGCGAGCGAGGACGGGAGGCUUAAAUUUGCAGAAUGUCAGACGCAACGGCGAUGACUCCUCAGCACCCGGGCAGAUAGUAACAGCUAGGGUGUAGACCUGCCAUUCCGACGGUGUAAGUAGUAGUUUCUCUUCAUUUUGAAUGAUGUUCACAAUUUUGAAAAAUUACCUUUUGAUUCGUUCCCAAUCAAGGCCGAUAAUCAUACUAUGGAAACCACAAAAAGCUCCCCGUUUCACCGAUCAAGAACCAAAAUGACCGAAAAAUGUUGUAGAUUGUGUUUGUGUACGAACAAGAAUAUGAAAAAUCAAAGGGAAGGAACUAUUACACGGAGUUGUAGAAAAGAAUAAGAAAUGAC
Amoebophrya sp. A120 is the source of this 2821-nucleotide messenger RNA. The record is from the annotation of a GenBank genome assembly. Lineage: Eukaryota; Dinophyceae; Syndiniales; Amoebophryaceae.